Molecule: messenger RNA, 252 nt
Organism: Bipolaris sorokiniana ND90Pr
Lineage: Eukaryota; Fungi; Ascomycota; Dothideomycetes; Pleosporales; Pleosporaceae
Exons: 1
Source: RefSeq, a predicted model, not a curated record
UUCGACGCGCUUUCUUACACAUGGGGCUCGCCAGCCGAUCCUGAAACUCUUCUGGCAGGAAGUCAUGAAAAGGGCAAACUUCAUAUCAUACGCAAUUUGGCCACUGCCUUACCAUACCUCAAGUCUCCUGAACGAGAACGACUAAUCUGUAUUGAUGCGAUUUGUAUCGAUCAAUCAGAUUACGACGCGAGCGCUUUGCAGGUACAGCUUAUGCCAGAUAUCUACAAAGCAGCCGAGAAUGUUGUGUGCUAG